Cricetulus griseus (Chinese hamster) is the source of this 1005-nucleotide messenger RNA. Lineage: Eukaryota; Metazoa; Chordata; Mammalia; Rodentia; Cricetidae. The record is from RefSeq and is a predicted model, not a curated record.
UCCAAGCCAGAACCCCUCCUCCUCUGUCUGGCCUCAUCAUCAUCAGGAUCCUACCAUUCCGGGACUCCUCCAAGGAUGAUUCUGGAGGAUCUGCUAAUGGUCCUCAGUUGUCUCGGCCUGCACACCCUCUGGAAGGUCCAAGCUGUUCCUAUCCUGCCCCUGAGCCUGGUUCCAGACACCUUCGAUGAUGCCUAUGUGGGCUGCUCUGAGGAGAUGGACGAGAAAGCAGGCCUGCUGCUAAAGGAGGAGAUGGCACGCCACCCCCUGCUACGAGAGUCCUGGGAAGCAGCCCAAGAGGCCUGGGAGCACAGGCGUCACAUGCUUACUCUACCUCCUGGUUUCAGAGCCCAGCAUGGAAUAGCUAUCAUGGUGUACACCAACUCGUCCAACACCUUGUACUGGGAGCUGAACCAGGCUGUGCGGACAGGGGGUGGCUCCCGGGAGCUCUACAUGAGGCACUUCCCCUUCAAGGCCCUCCACUUCUACCUGACCCGGGCCCUGCAGCUGCUGAGAGACACUGGGGGCUGCAGCAGGGGUGAUGGGGAGGUGGUGUUCCGAGGCGUGGGCAGCCUUCACUUUGAACCCAAGAGGCUGGGGGACUUUGUCCGAUUAGGACAGUUUACCUCCAGCUCUCUGGAUGAAACAGUGGCUCGCGGGUUUGGUAAUGCCACUUUCUUCAGCCUAAGGACUUGUUUUGGGGCUCUUAUCCAGGCUCUGUCUGUCUUCCCUGAGGAGCGUGAGGUGCUGAUACCCCCACAUGAAGUCUUCUUGGUCACUGGGUUCUUCCAGGAUGGAGCCCAGAGAAUAGUAACUCUCUGGAGUUCUAAUCAGACCUGCAGCCACUUUAACUGCGCCUAUUUGGGUGGGGAGAAGAGGCAUGGCUGUGUGUCCUCAACAACAGUAGGACAGCCAGAGUUAUCCUCCACAGAGGCCUUGGCUCUGCGAUCAGGAAAGACAAUGCUCUUGGCCCCUGGGGAGUUGCAGCUCUCUAGAGCUGGACCCUGA